This is a messenger RNA of Mesocricetus auratus (golden hamster), 2898 nucleotides long. RefSeq names its product lysophosphatidic acid receptor 3 (gene Lpar3). Gene Ontology annotation, biological process: G protein-coupled receptor signaling pathway. Gene Ontology annotation, molecular function: lysophosphatidic acid receptor activity. NCBI's taxonomy places the organism in Eukaryota, Metazoa, Chordata, Mammalia, Rodentia, Cricetidae. Gene Ontology annotation, cellular component: membrane. The record is from RefSeq and is a predicted model, not a curated record.
CUACUGGAAUUUAGGAAGCCUUUGGUGGCCUCUCCCAUCGCCCUAGGUCCCUAUCCUAGCUUCUGCAGCGGGCCUCCCUGGGCAGCAGGGCUGUCUGCCGCCCGGAUCCGAUCCGAGCCUGGCCGGCGGGGGGAGCUCUCCCGUGGGAACUAGCAGACGCACCGGCCCGGCGGGCGGGACCGGGCCGCCCCUCCACCCCCACCCCCUUGCCUGGCAAAGUUGCCCGGGACUCCAGGCGCGUCGCUGCGGACGCUGGAGAGCAGGCGCUCGGCUCUGCCGGCCCCGCGUCCUCCGCCGCUGUCGGGCCGGAACCCGGUCGCCCGGUCGAGCUCUCCCCCGAGGGCAUGCGGCAGCCGCGGGACACUCGGCUCCCAGGCUCGGCGGCGCGGGCGAGCGAGCGAGAGCGGAUGUGCAGCUCUUGUCCACAAUGAAUGAGUGCCACUACGAUAAGCGGAUGGACUUUUUUUACAACAGGAGCAACACAGACACUGCCGACGAGUGGACGGGGACAAAGCUCGUGAUUGUCUUGUGCUUUGGGACAUUUUUCUGCCUCUUCAUAUUUUUCUCUAACUCCCUGGUCAUCGCAGCCGUGAUCACAAACCGGAAGUUCCACUUUCCCUUCUACUACCUGCUGGCUAACUUAGCUGCUGCAGAUUUCUUUGCCGGGAUCGCCUAUGUGUUCCUGAUGUUUAACACUGGCCCAGUGUCCAAAACUUUGACUGUCAACCGCUGGUUCCUCCGGCAAGGGCUCCUAGACGCAAGCCUGACUGCCUCUCUGGCCAAUUUACUGGUCAUUGCGGUGGAGAGGCACAUGUCGAUCAUGAGGAUGCGGGUCCACAGCAACUUGACCAAAAAGAGGGUGACACUGCUCAUUCUGCUGGUGUGGGCCAUUGCCAUCUUCAUGGGGGCGGUCCCCACGCUGGGCUGGAACUGCCUCUGCAACAUCUCUGCCUGCUCCUCUCUGGCCCCCAUUUACAGCAGGAGUUACCUCAUUUUCUGGACCGUGUCGAACCUCUUGGCCUUCUUCAUCAUGGUGGUGGUGUAUGUGCGCAUCUACAUGUAUGUCAAGAGGAAAACCAACGUGUUGUCUCCACACACGAGUGGCUCCAUCAGCCGCCGGAGGGCUCCCAUGAAGCUAAUGAAGACGGUGAUGACUGUCUUAGGUGCCUUCGUGGUGUGCUGGACCCCAGGUCUAGUGGCGCUGCUGCUGGAUGGCCUGAACUGCAAGCAAUGCAACGUGCAGCACGUGAAGCGCUGGUUCCUGUUGCUGGCGCUGCUCAACUCCGUCAUGAACCCCAUCAUCUACUCGUACAAGGACGAGGACAUGUACAGCACCAUGAGGAAGAUGAUCUGCUGUGCCUCGCAGGACGGCAACGCCGAGAGGCGCCCUUCCCGCGCCCCCUCCACCAUCCACAGCAGGAGCGACACCGGCAGCCAGUACCUGGAGGACAGCAUCAGCCAGGGCCCUGUGUGCACUAAAAAUGCCUCCUAAACCAAGGACACCUCCGCACUCUUCCCCUGGGGAAAGCUGUUGAGAAUGCUAGCCUGUCUAACGAAGCUCGUCUAGAGGCACGGACUGAGUUGUUUGAAGCCUCCCUGAAUCGCUGCUGGGUUGUUGGUUUUUUUUUUUUGUAAGUUUUCAUUGUCAAGGAAGAUGAGGUACCCCAUCUAGUGAAAGUUCACAAAAAGGGGAGACGGAAACAGUGGGUUCCUGGUUGUGAACGGCUCAAGUCAUCCUCCAGCUCCCGGCUCCGCCGCCUCCAUCUCGCUGCCAUUGUCUUUGCCUUUUCAAAGACAGCAUUGAAGGGUCUAGGUCAAAAGAAAUAAGUAGCGGUACUUGAGCCUCCUUGUGUAGCUGCCAGACUCUGCGUAGUUGUUUCCGCGUGCAUUUAAAGUGUUCAAAAUGCUUUAGCAGUGGGCUUUGUUUUCCCCCCAAAGAAACCUUGGCCAGGAACUAGAUGGACUGUAGGAAUCUGGGAAAAACCGGUACAGGCUCUGAAGUAAACUUGGCUUAUAACCACAUGAACUUCACAAGGAAAAACAUUUAUUGAAAAGAACACUGAAAAGGUGGACUUAUAGAAGCUCUUCUGGGGUGUGAAGAGCGUGCUCAGCGUGGGUGUACACCCACCUCUGCUUAUACAAUUCAGCUUUAAAAAAAAUAAGAGUCCCCUCAGUGAUGGCGAGCUUGAUUCACGGUCUCCUCGGCUUUCCAGUCCAUGCUAGUGGCUCUACAGAGUACCUUUGUGUUCUAACAAGAAGAGGGAAAGCACUUGUAAACCAGCAACUGUAUCGCAGAGUAAAAGAUGGUAUUGGCAGUCAGGCUGGACCUCUUCCAAAUAAUGUGGACUGUAAGUGUGACUAGAGCCUCAGUCUUGUCUGUCUGGAUACCACUGGCAAGCUUUCUGGAUUCAGUGUGCACAGCAAUUGCAUAAUUGAGUAUUCUACCCAAAGCUGCCGGCAUACUUUACCUUUCUUACAGACUGAAUUUUGAUCUUGUAUUUCUCUCCUUUGAAGACCAAUGGAAGGCACAUCAUUUGAAAACAAACAGUGUUUUUCACACACAUAGGCUACUGACCAGUGUUUUCUUUGCAAGUCAUUUAGAGUAUAAUCUGACUUAUCGUAAGAAUAACUCCAAGACCAGUACUAUAGUAUUUAUGUAGUUUGUAAAAGUUUACAUGUUUUCUUUUUUUUUGUUCUUUUUUUUUGCUUUUGUGAUAUAACAUCUAUGUGCACAAACUACUUAUAAUAAAAGGAUGUAAGAAGUUAUGCUUUGAGAUAUAAUGGUCUAGGCUAUAGAAAUUAUAAUUUGAAGUCUUAGAUUUUUACAUGCUCGCUGCAGUAGGUGGAUGUACCCAAAGCUUAUGUUAAAGCUACCUAUAAAAUAAAAAUUUAAAAGAA